AGAUUCUGGUGUUGUUAUUAUGAAUAGUUUAACUCUGGUUGAAAUGUUUAUGGAUUCGGUAAGAGCUUCUUAUAUUAAUUGCUUGAGUUCUUUUUAGAUUUGAAUUCUUAACUUCAAUUUAAUCAACUUAAUUAUGCGAGUUUCGUGAUUGAUUUUGUAGAACAAGUGGAUGGAGCUAUUUCCUACUAUUGUGACAAUGGCGAAGACAAUCGAAAACAUUGUUCCUGGAAUGAUGGGUGAAUAUAGUGAUGUAUGAAGAGCUGCAAGUGCUUUCACCAUUUGUUCCUAUUAGAGAAUUCUACUUUCUGCAUCUGUCAACAAAUUGAGCCCUACAUAGAAGACCAAUUACUUGGUGGUGGAUUCCCACUCGAUGAACUUACUAACCGAAAUGAAAAGGAGAACUCGGAAGAUACAGAUACAUCCGCUCAACGUGGAGCGCUUCUUAAAGGAGGAGAUCAAGUUAUCUCCGUUCUUCAGGAAAUGAUUACCCUCUUGGAAGAUAUGGAUAUGGAUGAAGAUUCUGAAAAAGUGGCAGUGGAGUUAGCUGCACAAGGAGUUAUUGGUAAGAGAGUUGAUCAGAUGGAAUCUGAUUUCAUGAUGGCCCUUGAUUACAUGAUCUUCUAA
This is a messenger RNA of Vicia villosa (hairy vetch), 624 nucleotides long. Its product is annotated as protein PEP-RELATED DEVELOPMENT ARRESTED 1, chloroplastic-like. Gene Ontology annotation, cellular component: chloroplast nucleoid. Gene Ontology annotation, biological process: regulation of DNA-templated transcription. Lineage: Eukaryota; Viridiplantae; Streptophyta; Magnoliopsida; Fabales; Fabaceae. The record is from RefSeq and is a predicted model, not a curated record. The transcript has 3 exons. Bases 253 to 624 code for a protein of 123 amino acids.